AUGGAUGCCGAGCCUUGCCGGUUGUUCGUUUGGAACGUUGCGUCUGCCGCACGGUUCUGCGAGUGCACCAGGCAUUUGGAUUCCGUCGCCGAUCAAACCUUAUGGGAAGACUCGCACGGACAACUCUGGCUGCGGGUACCAUUCUCGAGCCCUCUCCUGCGGCUCUUCCCGUGCCAGCAGCACAGCCUCACGCGCUGCGCCAAGUGCGGGCACGACUACCGUGCCCACGUCGAGCACACCCUCAAGAGGCGCAAGGACGGGGAUUACGACAAGUUCAUCCGGGAACACGCGCGGCGGGUCGGGGGAAGAGGGGCUCAGGACUACCGAGGGGGGUCCGUUUUUUCGGAUCAGCAGAGGACCAGUCGAGAACGCGUGGACGCCAGCGUAGGAAGCCUGGGCAGCUCGAGCGCCAACGGCAACAAAUCGGGCGCCAGCAACGCGAACGGCGGUAUCAGCUCCGGCGGCAUCGGCAACGGUGCCGGUUGGAGAAGACGGCUGGCGGUGUUGGCGGAGGCGCAGCGGGCCGCCCUGCUGCAGACGUCUGGCAUCGCCGUCACCUCCGAGACGGCGCGGUCCGCGUUCAAGGCCGUGCACGACGAGAAGGUGAAGGCCGAAGCCGCCCAGGAAAAGCGGGAGAACAAGCGUCGCCGGCGCGGCGACGGCGGUGGUGCGACGGCGGGGAGGAGGACGAGCUCGAGUCGAGUCCGCGAGGACUUGGAUGCGGAGAGGUACGGGGAUGGGGGGGAGCGCCUGCGGUCAAGGGGCGGUGUGGCGGACCGAGGGGGGGGCGCUCGAAGAGGCGGUUCCCGGGGUAGCCGCAGCGUUGGCGGUGGCAGGGGGAGUAGUAGCCGCAGGAAGGGGGAGACCGAGGACGAGGUCGCCCUGCGGCACCUUCGUGCGUUUGAUCGAAUCGAGUACAUUUGA
Molecule: messenger RNA, 924 nt
Organism: Ectocarpus siliculosus
Lineage: Eukaryota; Phaeophyceae; Ectocarpales; Ectocarpaceae
Source: the annotation of a GenBank genome assembly